Messenger RNA from Bicyclus anynana (squinting bush brown), 1921 nucleotides. RefSeq names its product peroxisomal catalase 1. Gene Ontology annotation, biological process: hydrogen peroxide catabolic process; response to hydrogen peroxide. The record is from RefSeq and is a predicted model, not a curated record. Gene Ontology annotation, cellular component: cytoplasm. Lineage: Eukaryota; Metazoa; Arthropoda; Insecta; Lepidoptera; Nymphalidae. Bases 123 to 1778 code for a protein of 551 amino acids. Gene Ontology annotation, molecular function: catalase activity; heme binding. The transcript is spliced from 3 exons.
UGUCUGACUUGAGAUAUAACUAUGUUUAGUAGAUUUCCCUAAUUAUCAACAGAUUAAGCAAUUGAAGUUUAUUAAUUCGACCGGUGUUUAUAAACUAAAGGUCAAGACAUUUGAGAACCAGAAUGAAGGGCUUUUCCAGAAUGGAGGGUCACUCUACGUUAGUUUUUUGUUUCUAUUUGAUAACAGUAAAUCACGUGACGUGUAGUGAUCCUGAAGUUUUGGAAUAUCUGAAUAGAACACAACCUGCGCUGCGACAACUCGCCGAGUUCAAACUCAAGCAUCCGAAACCAAUAGGAAUACUCACUACAAGCGCAGGAAAGCUCGUAGAAUUAAGAGAAACUACCACAUUGAAUUCCGAUUCUUUUUCGAACCAAUAUUUUGUAGAUUCACUAUCCCACUCUGAUGCUGAAAGAAUUCCUGAAAGAGUUGUUCAUGCGAAAGGUAUCGGUGCUCACGGAUAUUUUGAAGUGACUCACGAUGUAUCAAAAUAUACAAAAGCUGAUGUGUUUAAUGGCGUUGGAAAGAAAACACCAGUGUUCGGACGGUUUUCCGUUGCAGCCCAAAAUCUAGGUGGAAGUGAUCUAGUAAGAGAACAGAAAGGAUUAGCUUUAAAGUUUUACACGAGGGAAGGAAAUUUAGACUUAUUAUGUAUCCAUAUACCAGUAUAUUUCUAUAAAGAUCCACUUGAGUUUGUACCAAUUUCUCACGCUGCAAAAAGAAAUCCCCGGAGUACCCUUUUCGAUACAACGAUGACUUUGGACAUAGUAACCAAGAGACCGGAUAAUGUGCACGGACAACUUUGGGUAAAUUCUGAUUUCGGUCUUCCAAAUGGCUAUCGCAAAAUAAAUCAAUUCCCUAUUCACACUUAUGAAAUAAAUAAUAAGCAAGGUGAGAAAUUUUACGUCAAGUUUAAUUUUAUUUCUAAUCAAGGCAUAGAAUUUCUUUCAGAUGAAGUAGCAAGAAAGAUCGGAGAUAUUGAUUAUUUUAAUAGGGAUCUGUAUAAUGCUAUCAAAAAUGGAGAUUAUCCUAGUUGGAAUUUGGAAAUGGAUCUCAUGACAAUGGAUGAUAUAAAGAAACUUGAUUACGAUCCUUUCGAUCUUACCAGAUUGUGGAAAAAGGGGACAUAUAAGACUGUUCAAAUAGGGCGCGUUAUAUUUAACCGAAACUCUGAUAAUCAAUUCAGGGAUCAUGAACUAAGCGCAUUUAAUCCUGGACAUUUAGUACCCGGUAUUCCUGGACCAAUGGAUAACCUCUUUAGAGGAAGAAGGUUUGCGUACCGCGAUGCUCAUACACAUAGGUUAGGUAUCAAUCACAACAGAGUCGAGAUUAACAAACCUCUGUAUUCGAAAGCGUACGAUCGUGAUGGUGUUCCUCCAGUAAGAGAAAAUAUGAAAGAUGCACCAAAUUACUAUCCGAAUUCAUUCAACGGCCCUGUUCCGUAUGUGGACCCCAGUAGACCGAAAGAAAGACUAGUUAUUUAUGAAAGAAAUGCAGUAGACUUGGAGCCAGCGGCGGAGUUCUAUAACGAAUUUUUGCAAACCGAAGGUCAAAGAGAAAGACUUGUUAAUACAACGGUAAGAUCAAUAUUACCCAUACCACCUGAGCUACAAAGACGGGUAAUUCGUCUGUAUACCCUGACUGACGAGGACUUGGGUACAAGGGUCGCUGAGGGAUUGAAGAGAGCUUUGCGUAUGCCUCCACCGCCACCGCCACGCGUGAUAAGAUUAAACCCACGAAAUGCCAAUGAUCACCCUCGACAACACUACUAUUCAACGUAAACAAAACCAAUAGGAAUACUCACUACAAGCGCAGGAAAGCUCGUAGAAUUAAGAGAAACUACCACAUUGAAUUCCGACUCUUUUUCAAACCAAUAUUUUAUAGAUUCACUAUCCCACUCUGAUGCUGAAAGAAUUCCUGAAAG